Molecule: messenger RNA, 1215 nt
Organism: Colletotrichum paranaense
Lineage: Eukaryota; Fungi; Ascomycota; Sordariomycetes; Glomerellales; Glomerellaceae
Exons: 6
Coding region: 1-1215 (404 amino acids)
Molecular function (GO): oxidoreductase activity
Source: RefSeq, a predicted model, not a curated record
AUGAAGGUUUCGUCCGUCCUCUCAUCAGCCGCCCUGGCAUCGGUCGUGUUCGCCGCGCCUUCGGUCAAGCCACGCGGCGACUCAACCACAGACGGGGCUCAGUUUGCCGAUCUCACUGCCAGCAUCCAAGCUAAUGUGUUCAAGUCACUAGAUGAGCGGGAGGCCAGGUUGAAAAAGCGCGGUGAAUCAGCCAACUGCACGACAAGCAACAUGGUCUUCCGUCGGGAGUAUGGCUCGCUUUCAUUGACCGAGAGGCUUUCUUAUGUGAACGCCGUCAAGUGUCUUCAAAGUCUGCCGCCACGAACGCCGGCUAAUGUCUCCUCUGGUGCUCGAUCUCGGUUUGAUGACUUUGUCGUGACCCAUAUUCAGCAGACCAUGACGAUCCACUACACGGGUAACUUUAUGCCAUGGCAUCGCUGGUUCGUGCAUCUCUACGAGAAGGCUUUGCGCGAGGAAUGUGGCUACACCGGCUAUCAACCUUACUGGGACUGGCCUAGGUACGCUUCUGCGCCUGAAUUAUCCCCUAUCUUCAACGGGGACCCUUACAGUCUCGGCGGAAACGGCGAGUACAUCCCCCAUGAUGGGCCUGUCAUUGAGCCUCCCGUGGGAAUUGGCGGCUCAAGCAUCCAGCUGCCUGCUGGUGUCGGCGGAGGUCUCGUGACUACUGGGCCUUUUGCAAACAUGUCUGUCAAUCUUGGCCCGGUCGGGGGCCUUGAGGGCACGGCGCCCGGGCCGGAUGGUGGCCUGGGCUACAACCCUCGCGGUUUGAAGCGCGACGUGGGCCCGGCUAUGAACCAAAGAUACGCGAACUACACAACGGUGUUGAACUUGUUGCUCAAGCCCAACAUCUCGGAAUAUAGGCUUUUGAGCGAGGGAGUUCCUUACACCCCUGAGAUUGGACCUCAUGGAGGAAUGCACUAUGCCAUCUCCGGUGAUCCAGGUGCGGAUCUUUUCACGUCCCCUGGCGACCCUGCAUUCUGGGUUCAUCACGGUAUGAUGGACCGCAUGUGGACUUUUUGGCAAGCGCUGGAUCCUGCCGCACGUCAACAGGAAUUGAACGGAGGUGAUUACGGUCACAUUACCUGGGCCAACAGCCCGCCAUCCGCGAAAACUCAACUCACGGAUGUCAUUGAUAUGGGAUACUCGGGUCCCUCAAUCAAGAUUGCAGAUGUGAUGGACACCUUGUCAGGACCAUUCUGUUACUUCUACCUUUGA